Messenger RNA from [Torrubiella] hemipterigena, 1383 nucleotides. The record is from the annotation of a GenBank genome assembly. NCBI's taxonomy places the organism in Eukaryota, Fungi, Ascomycota, Sordariomycetes, Hypocreales, Clavicipitaceae.
CGCUUUUGUCGUCCACCGUAUUGGGAGCUGCCAGUCCAGAGUCUGUAGUAAAGUCAGUGGCUUGGGCUGAUUGCCGAGAGCAAGUCCGCCGCAAACCCCGCAAAACCUGAAAGAGGUUAAAGCCUACAACACAUCCGAGGCUUUAUAUAUGUACGCUUGUCUUCGGUCGGUCGGCUUCUUCGCUUCUUGCAUUUUCAGUUCUUUUUAUUCUCUAAUUGGCAAAGAAUCACCACUGUACAAUUCUUGAAAAAAUGCCUGCUUCUCCAAAGAUUACCCUCUAUGUGGACCUGGUGAGCCCAUUCGGCUAUGUCGCGUACCACCUGUUGCGCGUACGUUUUGCACGGUUGGCCAUUUUUACACCUCAUUGAGAGGCAGCCCAAAGAGAGACAAUCCAGCUGACUUGUGGAACUAUAUGCAGAAUGACCCUGUGUUCAAGAGCUGCGAAGUCACCUAUAUCCCCAUCUUCCUGGGUGGAUUGAUGAAGGCCUGUGGCAACACCGCCCCCAUCAACAUCACCAACAAGAACUUCUGGAUCGACAGAGAGAGACGCCUGUGGGCCAACAUGUUCAACAUACCCAUGAAGGAUGACAUCCCGGCGGGCUUCCCCAUCAUGACUCUUAACCUGAUGCGUCACCUCGCCGCUCUGCGUGACCUCGACGGCAACCAGACACGCAUGGUUGAGCUGAUUGAUGUUCUGUCCAACGAGCUCUGGGCUAAGCACACUGAGAUCCACAAGCCUGAGGUCUUCCAGCCCAUCCUGCAACGUGCUCUGGGCGCCACAGACUACGCCAAGCUGGUGGAGGCCGUUCCGACAAAGGGCAAGUCGCUGCUCAUGGCCAAUACAGACAAGGCGUUUGCCGACCAGGCAUUUGGGUUGCCGUGGCUCGUAUGCACAAAUGCAAAGGGUGAGACGCAGACAUUCUGGGGCGUGGACCACUUGGGUGUCGCGGCAUCAUUCAUGGGCCUUGAGAAGCCGUCUGCAGGCCCAUGGAAAUCGGUUCUGUAAAAAUACAGGAGGGAGGAGACUUGAAUUUACAAAUAUUUAAUUUUACAUGAUAUUUUUCUCUAAUUAGACGUGAUGCAAGCUGCUUUUGAGAUGGACUGUAUUAUGUGAAAAAGGACAAAAGCCCGACGUGGUCGUGUCGGCAUGGACGUGAUGUCUCGCUGUAGUUAAGGCACGCUUGCCCGAGUGUCGGCGACCAGUGAGGAUAAGACAGCCCCCACUGCCGCGACAAGGGUUCGCGUUCCAGGCGAUCUCAAAAGCCGCUGUUAGAUGUGAUUAGUGUUUAUUUACUGCGCGUCGCGUCUUGGUUUCUUAGUGAUCAUAUCAAGACGGCGCAGAUGCAGGAGAAAGUGAUGUUCACGGCGAAGACAAAUUGAUGU